Molecule: messenger RNA, 793 nt
Organism: Zymoseptoria tritici IPO323
Lineage: Eukaryota; Fungi; Ascomycota; Dothideomycetes; Mycosphaerellales; Mycosphaerellaceae
Exons: 3
Coding region: 119-793 (224 amino acids)
Molecular function (GO): protein heterodimerization activity
Source: RefSeq, a predicted model, not a curated record
CGAACACUGACACGCAGUGAUUGUCACACGCCUCGGGCCUUUCGAUGCUCGCUUGUGCCAACACUUUGUCCGCGCCAUGAUAUUGCGAUAGAAACGACAACAUCCCACUCGCGCGACCAUGUCGCAAGCUCACGACUUGCACCGCGCGCUCCUCAGACCCGCCAUUAUUCACACCCUCCGAGCCGCAGGUUUCCACAGCACGAAACCCUCAGUCCUCGACACUCUUGUCAACCUCGCCGAGCGUCACCUCCUCCUUCUCGCCUCCACCACAGCACAACAUGCCUGGUCCAGCCAUAAUGACCCGGUCCCGACCAUCACCGACCUGCGCAUGGCGCUGUCCGACUGUGGUGUCCUAAUACCCUACUCCGACCCCUCAGAAGAAGCCUGGAAAGAGCGCAUGCGCAAGCCCUUGUCAGAAGACACGAAGGACGUGCGAGAGUUUACGAGAUGGUACGAUUCUCCUCAGUACCGCGAGAUCAAGCGUGUGGCGGGCAUCAUACCGGACGAUAGAGAUGACUUCUUCACGGCGUUGAAGAAGAAGCUGAGCAAGGCGGCGGAUGACACGAGGCUACAGGGUACGGCGCUGGGAAGGCCAAAUGAGUUCAAGGAGGUGGUGGUUGAAGGUGGUCCCGUGCAGCACGUGAGAGAUUGGAAGCCGAAGUUGGAGGAGAGAUCUGUGAAUGUUCAGGCACAGAACACGGCGGAGAGAUCAAAAGAACCACAGGACGGACUGGAUACAGUGGACGAUAUCGCAAAGGACUCCGCUAUGGAAGAAGUCGAGGCUGCAAGCUGA